ACAUGAAGAAGAGCUGCAGCCUUUUUCCCGUUUUUACGGUACAGUUUUAAUUCCGUCACGCCUCAUCCGCAGGCCGGAAGUAGUCGGUGCUCUAGGGAAGUAGCCUACAUUUGGUUUGACGACGUGCAAGAAUACAUUUCACUUUCCUGACAGAAAAUUUGUAUUGCCCUGAAAUUUGAGAGAAUCUCUCCUGGAGACAUUGUUAAAGCCAAGGGACAGUGUUUGGCCACAACAAUGUCGAAUCGUGUUUUGCAUAAACAGUUGGCGUCCAUCAUGGAAGUCUUGGCUAAUUCGGCAGUGGCUGAAAUCUGCAAAGUCGUGGAUGAUGGUUAUGCGGUUUUACGUUUGGAAAUAUCUCAAAGCAAAAAGGAGAACGACGCUCUCCGGCGGAAACUACAGGUGAUGGAGCGGCGGCUGCUUCAUGGACGUCCGGAAAAAACGAAGAUGCGAGAAAGCCCUGUACAUCCUCGGUCUGACGGACCUCACCUUUACAGUGAAAUGAAAGGAACUACAGUUCUGGAGGAGAGUUACUUUUCCCUGGAUCAGCAGAUGGUGGACAUCCCUAGGAGAGCUGGGAAGGCAAACGCUCUGGCGGAGAAAGGCUCUCCGGUGCAUCUCAUUGGAGAUCAGUGUGCAGAUGUGGAGGAGGGGAGGACUGAACUGGUUCUUAUAAAGGAGGAGACACUGGAAGAUGACCCACAGGGAGAGAUGAAAAAUGAGGAGCAAGAGGAGAGUUACUUUUCCCUGGAUCAGCAGAUGGCGGACAUCCCUAGGAGAGCUAGGAAGGCAAACGCUCUGGCGGAGAAAGGCUCUCCGGUGCAUCUCAUUGGAGAUCAGUGUGCAGACGUGGAGGAGGGGAGGACUGAACUGGUUCUUAUAAAGGAGGAGACCGUGGAAGAGGACCCACAGGGAGAGAUGAAAAAUGAGGAGCAAAGUCCGGAGGAGAGUUACUUUUCCCUGGAUCAGCAGAUGGCGGACAUCCCUAGGAGACCUAGGGAGGCAAACGCUCUGGCGGGAAAAGGCUCUCCGGUCCAUCUCAUUGGAGAUCAGUGUGAAAACAUGGAGGAGGGAAGGACUGAAUCGAUUCUUAUAAAGGAGGAGACCGUGGAAGAGGACAGAGACCCACAGGGAGAGAUGAAAAAUGAGGAGGAAGGAGCGGUGGAGUGGAGGGCAGGCAGCAGGGAAAAACGUCCCGUUGAGGAAACGCAGAAUAAAGCAGCGAAUCACACAGAGGAGCUCACUGAGCAGCACAGGACCAGACGCGCUGUUUGGGAGUGUGCAGACAUGGAGGAGGGAAGGACUGAAGCACUUCUGAUAAAGGAGGAGAGACUCAAAGAGAACCUGGGGAACCCCCACCGUCAGGGGGAGCUGAGGAACAGGGAUGAGACCUUCCGUCCUGCUGUGAGGUCAUGUGACGGUGCUGAAAGUGCUCUCGCUUUGGACGCACGGAACACUCCUGACGGGGACGACGGCGUUCCCAGAGCCGGACAGGAAGUGUGGGAUACCAGUGGACAGGAAACGGUCCUCAAAACAGAGUCGGUGUGUAAUAGUGUUACCAGGAGACUCCAACACAGAGGAGCUGAACACAGGCCAGGAGGACGGAGCAGCCUGGACUCUGAGUUUGUCAUGUUUGACAGACCAGGCCAGCUGGGCUCUUACUGUACACAAGGGGGCGCUGUGGCUGGGACGGAGGAUCCGUGUUGCUCUUACUCUGCAGAAACGGACCCGGAGAGCCUGUCGUUCCACUCCGAGCUGCAGCCGGGUUCCCCAGCAGAGGAACGGGGGAUUAACGGCUUUCCCUCUUUGCAUUCAAACCCGAGGGAUAUAACCGACUCUGUCGACUGUUUGCAUUCAAACCCGAGGAACGUUACCGACUCUGUUAAGGCUGCAGCUGAGAUGCACUCAGCAUUGAGCAAAAGGCCCACGCCAGGACCAGCCCUUAACAAAAACAGACUUUACAAACAAAUGGCGGACAGAGAGGCCGCUCGGCUGGGAAACGGCGGCAUCCUGUACCCCGGCCACGCCCACAUACCUGGGCGAGAGAGCCAGGUAAACCAGGUGCAUUCCAAACCCGAAGCCUCGCUGGGGAAGAGGUAUUCGCUCUGCGGCGUCCAGGCCUCUGAGAGCAGCUGUGGCGCGGUCGCGGGAGAGAGGCCUUUUAUCUGCACGUACUGCGGCAAGACUUUCUCCCGGACGCGCAAUCUGGAGACCCACCUGAGGGUGCACACCGGAGAGAAACCGUUCAGCUGUACGCAGUGCGGCAAGAGCUUCAGCCAGCUGUGCAGCCUGAAAACGCACCUGAGCGUGCACACGGGGGAGAGACCUUUCCGCUGCACUCAGUGCGGCAAGCGCUUCGCCCAGCCGGGAUACCUCAAGAGGCACCAGACAGUCCACACGGGAGAGAAACCGUUCAGCUGCACACAGUGCGAGAAGAGUUUCUCUUUUUUAAGCAAUCUCAUCAGACACCAGGGCCUCCAUGCAGGAGGGAGACCGUUUACAGGUAGCCUGAGACGUGUGGCUUACAGUACAAUGUCGGUUAUUUUUCAUAAGCAGCUGGCCUCCAUUAUGGAGGUGUUAACGUCUGCGGCAGUAACAGAAAUAAGCAAACUUGUAGAUGACGGUUAUGCGGUUUUACAUCUGGAAAUGUCUCAGUACGUGAAAGAGAACGAGGCUCUGAAGAGGAAACUGCGGACGAUGGAGCUGCGGGUCUCGCGAGCGUGUCCGGAGAGAACGGACGCGCGAGAGAGCUCUGCAAGCAGUCGCCGUUUCGGCGUGCAAGUUUGCCAUGAAGCGAGAACUGAAGAGAGUUGUUUUCAGACCUUAGGGAAGCAGGCGGUCAGCCGUCUGCACGCACGUGGAUGGACCACACCUGUGCCUGACGAUAACGUUCCCGAGCAACCUGCCGUUUCCCCCCACCAGUGUGCAGACAUGGAGGAGGAAAGGACUGAACCACUCCUUAUAAAAGUGGAGGAACUGGAAGAAGACAGAGACCCACGGUGGGAGAUUAAUGCCAGGGAGGAGGGAGCGGUGGAGUGGAGGGCAGGCAGCAGGGAAAAACGUCCUGUUGAGGAAACGCAGAAUAAAGCAGCGAAUCACACAGAGGAGCUCACUGAGCAGCACAGGACCAGACGCGCUGUUUGGGAGGUCAGUGGACUGGAGUCUGUCCUAAAAGCAGAGGGACAGAGCGAGUGUGUCGAGACGCUCCAACACAGAGGAACUGAACACAGGGCAGGAGGACUGAACAGUCUGGACUCUGAGUUUGUAAGGUUUGAAGGACCAGGCCAGCUGGGGUCUUACUGUACACAAGGGGGCGCUGUGACGGAGACAGAGGAUCCGUGUUGCUCUUACUCUACAGAAACGGACUCGGAGAGCCUGGCCUUUCGCUCGGAACUGCAGUUUACUGCUUCGAAAGACGACGGCGGUCAUGCCAGUCUUUCAGCAGGCUCCCGCGAUGUGAACCCGGAUGCACCGAUGGAACCCGUGUCUGUUAAAAUAGAGGCGGACCUUCAGCCUGCCUGGAGCAGGAGGCCCGUGUCUGAGCUUGUGUACUCAGAGCAGAGACACGGCCCUGUGGAGAGAGGAAGACAGGCGGCGCUGCCCCAUAACGUUUUCUCACUGCGCCUGCCGCAUAAUAUAUCUGCGACAACGGGAACCACGGCAACAGCGCCGCAGUCAAACCCGGACGACGUAAACGGAACUCCGCUCUACGAGAAGAGGUGCACUGCAUCCAAAGGCUUCAGGGGUCACCGCAAGGUCUGCACGAGGAAGAGGAAGUUCAUCUGCAAAUACUGCGGAAAGGGUUUCCCUCGCGCAAAGGAGCUGGAGAUUCACCAGAGAGUGCACACGGGGGAGAAACCGUUCGGCUGCACGCACUGCGGGAAGCGCUUCACCCAGAAGUGUAACCUGAAGACGCACCUGAGCAUCCACACUGGGGAGAAACCGUUCCGUUGCCUGCAGUGCGGGAAAGGCUUCGUCCAGUCGGGCUACCUGAAGGCGCACCAGAGAGUCCACACGGGGGAGAAACCGUUCAGCUGCGCCAAAUGCGGGAAGAGGUUUGGCCAGUCUUCUUACCUGCGGUCCCACCAGAGUGUGCACACCGGGGAGAAACCGUUCAGCUGCGCACACUGCGGGAAGGGCUUCACUCGGUCCUGUCACCUGAAAAGGCAUCAGACUGUUCAUGAGCCUGGAAACUGCGCCGAUGUGGACUUAUUUUGAUGAAGCUUUGCUCUGUAGGUCACUCAGGGUGAGGGUGUGUGCUAAAUAAAGUUGGCAAAGGUAACAGAAAUGAGAUUCCACCAUAUAGGGAAAUUAUAUUUUUGUAAGUGGUUCCUGUGAUGGUGCGUGGCCCAGUGAUUUAGCAAAGCCUUUCUCACAGAAGUAGUUUUUAAAACAGAAACAAAACGACACCCCAUAACUUCAGAAUCAUAUUUCUUAUGAAGAAAAAAAAGUAAUAAUUUCUUGUUUUUUUCAAUUUAAACAGAUGAUUGGUUGAUUACUUACUAAAAGGACAAGAAACUGAGUGAGCUUCAAUUUUAAAAAAGCUUGCUUCUCAUGUGGGUGCAUGUCCCUCAAGCCCUAGAUAUUACCCUAGAUGACGAUUUGUCAGUGCAGCAUAUAUAUAAUGUAAUGUGCAUCUAAAAUGUGAGAUUACAUAUAUGCAAAGGCCACCAGUUCUUGGGUAGAAUUUGUCUCAAUGGUUGCAGUCGCCAGUGCAGUUUUAAAUGGAUGUAAUUUGAGUAUAAUUGAUUACAGAACAUUCUGAAAAACUUCUGAACAUUUUUUAUGAAAGUGUGUAUCGUACCUUUAAAUUAUUAACACAUGCUUAUGUAUUGUUAUACUUUGUAAUGAUGAAAUAAAUGUCUGUAAUACCUGA
This is a messenger RNA of Anguilla anguilla (European eel), 4873 nucleotides long. RefSeq lists its product as uncharacterized. NCBI's taxonomy places the organism in Eukaryota, Metazoa, Chordata, Actinopteri, Anguilliformes, Anguillidae. The coding region runs from base 235 to 4215 and encodes 1326 amino acids. The record is from RefSeq and is a predicted model, not a curated record. Gene Ontology annotation, molecular function: RNA polymerase II cis-regulatory region sequence-specific DNA binding; DNA-binding transcription factor activity. Gene Ontology annotation, biological process: regulation of transcription by RNA polymerase II. The transcript is spliced from 14 exons.